AUGACUUGCCCAGGCCGGCCCACCACCAGUCGCUAUAGUCCUGACCCCAACAACCACCCUGACCAAAAAGAAUUAUCCACCAUUAACAGUAACUUAAACAGCGGCGCUGACGGUAUCGCUCCCUAUGUUAUCGGCACCGAUGGUGUCCUCCGAACUCUGACACCCGACUGCGACGUGAUAGACGCCAUCGGCCUUCCACCUCGACUGGUCAAAGCUUUUCUCGAUCGGACUACAUUUGACCAGAAAAUAGAAGAUAUGUUUUGUGGAGCAGACGGAAUGAAGGUGUGUCAAGAACAGUGGUGGAAGCCAGAUCCAUCGUUAUUACCGCCGCCGAUGACAGCGAAGGAAAAAGCACAGGCCGAGAAGGAUUAUGAGGAGAACAAGGAAAUAUUUCAGGAGAAUAUUAGAAAAAGGGAAAGUGGUGAGGUGAAACCGUGUGGGAUUGUUAUUCGGUCAGAUUAUGAUAUCAGUCCUAGGUAG
This is a messenger RNA of Aspergillus bombycis, 480 nucleotides long. RefSeq lists its product as uncharacterized. The transcript has a single exon. Lineage: Eukaryota; Fungi; Ascomycota; Eurotiomycetes; Eurotiales; Aspergillaceae. The coding region runs from base 1 to 480 and encodes 159 amino acids. The record is from RefSeq and is a predicted model, not a curated record.